Phragmites australis (common reed) is the source of this 3065-nucleotide messenger RNA. Its product is annotated as ATP-dependent helicase rhp16-like. The transcript has 15 exons. NCBI's taxonomy places the organism in Eukaryota, Viridiplantae, Streptophyta, Magnoliopsida, Poales, Poaceae. Gene Ontology annotation, molecular function: metal ion binding; ATP-dependent chromatin remodeler activity; ATP binding. Bases 89 to 2563 code for a protein of 824 amino acids. The record is from RefSeq and is a predicted model, not a curated record.
GGCAAAAAUAGCAACUCGGUUGGAGUUGCUCUUCUAAGUCGUAAGAACCCACUCUGCUCCCCUCUCGCGCUGCCGCCGCCUUCGCGCCAUGCCUCGCCGAACCGGGAACCCCUCCUCCGGGUCCAGCAGCCGCCGCCGCCGCCGCGACGAGGAGGAGGACGAGUUCCCCUCCGACGACACCGCCGACUCCGACUUCGUCGUCGACUCCAAGGACGAGGCAAAGGACGAGGACGAGGACGAGGGGUUCGCGCCCGAUGCGGACGGCGCGCCCGCGGUGGCCGUGGCGGCGCUGCCGCCGCCCUCGCUUCCGCCGCGCAAGGGGAAGGGGAGGAGGAGUAAGAAGGCGAGGGACGAGGACACGCCGCCCAUGCCGUGGGAGGAGUGGGAGGUGGCCAACGACAAGUGGCUCGACGGGCGCAUGGCGGCGGACGUGGGCGUCGAGGCCUCGGAGUCCCCGGAGGCUGCGGCGGGGUCCGUGCCGACGGCGGAGCCGGCCCCGGAGGUGGUGCUCCCGCUGCUGCGCUUCCAGAAGGAGUGGCUCGCUUGGGCGCUCGUGCAGGAGGCCUCCCCCACGCGCGGGGGUAUCCUCGCCGACGAGAUGGGGAUGGGGAAGACCAUCCAGGCCAUCUCGCUCGUCGUCACCGCGCGCCGGCUCCGGCCCCCAGGCCAGCAGGCGGCUGCCUCCUCCUCGGCGCCGCGUGGCCCUCCGAUGCAGCGGGUGGGGUGCACGCUGGUCAUCUGCCCGGUGGUGGCCGUCAUCCAGUGGGUUCAGGAGAUCGAGCGGCAUACCGCCAAAGGCAGCGUGCGUGUGCUGCUCCACCACGGCGCUAAGCGCGGCACACAGAAGUUCGAUUUCGACAACUAUGACUUCGUUAUCACCACCUACUCUACCAUCGAGGCGGACUACCGGAAGCACAUCAUGCCACCCAAGAGUCCGUGCGACUACUGCAAUAAAUUGUUAGACCCCAGCAGGAUGAAGGUGCACUUGAAGUAUUACUGUGGACCUGAUGCCCAGCGCACGGAGAAGCAGGCUAAGCAACAGAGCAAGAAGUGGGGUAGCAAGAAGGCGAAGGGAAAGAGAAGGGGUCACAAGAAGGACGGUGGCGAUGAAUUAGGAACCCAGUCAAGGGGUAUGUCACCACUGCACAUGGUGUGGUGGAAGCGGAUUAUCUUGGAUGAGGCUCAUUUCAUAAAAGAUCGACGAUGUAAUACUGCAAGGGCUGUUUUUGCUUUAGAGUCAGAAUACAAGUGGGCUCUUAGUGGAACACCCUUGCAGAACCGUGUUGGAGAACUUUACUCACUGAUUCGCUUCUUGCAAAUCUUCCCCUACUCAAACUAUUUCUGCAAGGACUGUAACUGUGAGGUACUAGAUACCCGCAGUAUGAAGAAAUUUUGUGAGUGUGGUCACUCAACUGUUAGGCACUUUUGCUGGUGGAAUAAGUACAUUUCGAAGCCAAUACAGUGGGGCUCAGCAAGUGAUGAGGGCCAAAGAGCCAUGGUUCUUCUGAAGGAGAAAGUUCUGAAAGGCAUCGUGUUAAGGCGCACAAAAAAAGGCAGAGCUGCAGAUCUUGCUCUUCCACCAAAGAUUGUGACAUUGAGGCGGGACUCUUUUGAUAAAAACGAAAUGGAAUUCUAUGAAGCUUUAUAUACUCAAAGCUGUACGCAAUUUGAUUCAUAUGUCGUGGCUGGAACAUUGAUGAACAACUAUGCUCAUAUCUUUGAUCUCCUCACAAGGUUGAGACAGGCUGUCGAUCAUCCAUAUCUUGUAGCAUAUUCUAAGACAGCAAAACUUUGUGAAGGGUUAAAAAAUGAAGGAAUGGAAAGUCAGUGUGGUAUAUGUCAUAAUAUGGCUGAAGAUCAUGUGGUUACUUCUUGUGAUCAUGUAUUCUGCAAGACUUGUUUGAUUGACUACUCUGCAACUUUGGGGAAUGUUUCAUGUCCAUCCUGUUCAAAACCCCUUACUGUGGACUUAACAACGCAAAAUUCAGGAGAAAAGGUCACUCCAAAUGCUGGGGGUCGGAAAUGCUCAGGAAUUUUAGGCAGACUAGAAAGCCUUGCGGAUUUUAAAACAAGUACAAAAAUUGAUGCCUUGAGAGAGGAGGUAAGAAACAUGAUUGAGCAUGAUGGUUCUGCCAAAGGGAUUGUGUUCAGUCAGUUCACAUCAUUCUUGGAUUUGAUUCAAUUCUCCCUGGAGAAGUCUGGCAUCAAGUGUGUCCAACUUAAUGGGGCCAUGAACAUUGCCGAGAAGAGAAGAGCCAUAGAUACCUUCACCGAUGAUCCGGACUGCAGGAUAUUUCUGAUGAGCUUGAAAGCUGGAGGAGUAGCUCUGAAUCUCACUGUAGCAUCCCAUGUUUUCUUGAUGGACCCUUGGUGGAAUCCUGCAGUUGAGAGCCAGGCCCAGGAUCGGAUCCACCGAAUCGGGCAAUUCAAGCCAAUCAGAAGCGUGAGGUUUGUGAUCAAGGACACCGUUGAAGAGCGCAUAUUGCAACUUCAAGAGAAGAAGCGACUGGUGUUUGAAGGCACCGUUGGCGACUCACCGGAGGCCAUGUCAAAGCUGACCUGAAGUUUCUAUUCCAGAUCUAACCGCUGCUCAACAUCGUCAGAGUAGCCUACCUUAGGAGCACUGACAGACAUAUAGGAAUCUUGACGGUGCCAUCAACCGUCAAGGCGUCGCUGCAUUGGUCGACUGUUUGCAUACCUUUCUGAAAGGAUGCUCUUGGGUUUUGACCAUAGUCUGUAGUGUGCAUCCCCUCAUAGCGCACAUACAAGUGGAACAUCUGUAACCCUGUCUGGGAAGGAAAGGGCGUUAUCGGCCUGUGUCGGCAUGUCAGUCGAGUUGAGGAAGGCACGAGACGCAAACUGCAAAAGCAAACACCGGGUUCCAUUCUGCGGCCUGCACCGGUGUUGGUGGCGGUGGGGGCAUUGCCGCACGGGUCUUGUGCUCGUGGACGUUGAGUGACAGACGCCUUGAAUUGCUGCUGCCUGUAACGGGAGUACAGGAACAUAUCUCAUUACACAUGAUUUCAUAAAAUAGUGAUUGCAAUAUAACAGAUAUGUAAGCACUA